CAUCCAUAACCUUACCUUCAAACACAAAACCCAUCUUCAAAUAUGAUGUCUGAGGUCCAACAGAUUAACGGCACAAAAACGAAGACAUUGGUGGUGGCGCCUCCGCCGUCGCCGCAAGUAGCAGUGGCGAUUUGCUUGUUGAGAGGUAAAUCGGUGCUAAUGGGGCGUCGACUUGUAUCGAUUGGCAACUCCAAAUAUUCUCUCCCAAGUGGGCAUCUUGAAUUUGGCGAGACUUUUGAAGAAUGUGCUGCAAGAGAGAUGAAGGAAGAGACAGGUUUGGAUAUUGAGAAGGUUGAGUUUUUGAAAGUGACCAAUAAUUUGUUUCUGGACCAACCAACGCCGGCUCAUUAUGUGGUGGUGUUCGUGCGGGCGGUACUGGCUGUUCCCAUGCAAACUCCGCUCAAUCUUGAGCCUGACAAAUGUGGUGGCUGGGAUUGGUAUGAAUGGGAUAGUCUGCCCCAACCACUCUUUGGUCCCAUCAAAGCAAUGGUUAUGGAGGGCUUCAAUCCUUUUCCAUACUAACCAGCUAGCCGCGGCCGAGCUGGGUUGGAUCCGGAUGUAUUAGUCGUCAACACCGAAAUGAAAAGGGAGAAUAGCUUUUCGUUCUUAUUUGUAUUCUAAUUAUAAGAUUGGUUUAUAAUGUUAAUUAGUGUGUUGUUCGAAAAA
This is a messenger RNA of Cucurbita maxima (winter squash), 666 nucleotides long. RefSeq names its product geranyl diphosphate phosphohydrolase-like. The record is from RefSeq and is a predicted model, not a curated record. Gene Ontology annotation, molecular function: 8-oxo-7,8-dihydrodeoxyguanosine triphosphate pyrophosphatase activity. Gene Ontology annotation, biological process: dGTP catabolic process. The transcript is spliced from 2 exons. The coding region runs from base 43 to 522 and encodes 159 amino acids. Lineage: Eukaryota; Viridiplantae; Streptophyta; Magnoliopsida; Cucurbitales; Cucurbitaceae. Gene Ontology annotation, cellular component: cytosol.